Brassica oleracea var. oleracea is the source of this 1438-nucleotide messenger RNA. RefSeq names its product probable purine permease 14. The coding region runs from base 136 to 1290 and encodes 384 amino acids. NCBI's taxonomy places the organism in Eukaryota, Viridiplantae, Streptophyta, Magnoliopsida, Brassicales, Brassicaceae. Gene Ontology annotation, cellular component: membrane. The transcript has 2 exons. Gene Ontology annotation, molecular function: purine nucleoside transmembrane transporter activity. The record is from RefSeq and is a predicted model, not a curated record.
CUUGCCAUUAUCCCCCAGCACAAUAAUAUCAUCAUCCACACAAGAAUAUUACAAAAACACAAACACACGAAUCGGAUCUCCGAAAUUACACUGAAGUCAAACUCGCUAAGAAUCUCCGACAGCCAGUUCCAAACCAUGGCUCAGAAUCAACCAAUCUUUCAGAUCAAGCCAGAAGGUAAUGAACAUUUUGCGCAGAUUCCCGUCAGCAUCGAGCGUGAUUCAACCACACUCAUAAACUCAAACCGGAAACCAAACCAUUGGCCGACGAUUCUCCUCUCAACCAUCUGCGUCAUCAUAGGCCAAUCCAUAGCCAAACUCCUCGAAAACUUCUACUACGACAAAAUCAAUCGAAGCGAGUACAACGAACACCGCCAAAACGACGGCGUUUGGACUCAAGCUCUCCUCCAAACCGUCGGCUUCCCUCUCCUCCUCCUCCCGUUCAUCAUCCUCACCGCCAAGAAACACAACCAACCAUCUUCCGACCAGUUCCACUACAAAUCCUUAGCGGUAAUCUACAUCUGCAUGGGGAUCGUCAUGUCGGUUCAAGGAAGACUCUCCGCCAUGGGAAAGCUCGAGAUACCAUUCGGUAUCUUCACCCUCAUCUACACAACGCAGCUCUUCUUCACUCCGAUCUUCGCUCGCUUCGUCAAUAAAAUCAAGUUCAACAGAUGGGUCGUUAUCUCCUUGGUGUUGGCCAUCGUCACCGGAGCUCUCACGUUAUCCUCCUCAUUCGGCGGCGAGCCGGACGAAGCUGAGCUGAAUUACGCAAGAGGCUCAUGGGCUGCUCUGUUCGCCGCCGUAUGCUUCUCUCUCCUCCUCUGUAACAUCCAAAACGUCUUCGACAGCUACAUCUUCAAACGCACGGAAUCAACCACGAGAAAGCCAAGCUUCUCUUCCGUUUUCGAAGUCAUAAUCUUCUCCUCUUUAGUCGCAACUCUCAUCUCCAUGGUGGGACUUCUCAUCGCCGGAGAACAACACGAUUUGAAGAGGGAGAUGAAUGGUUUCCCGAAAGGGAAAGGUUCGUACGUGAUGGCUAUGGUGGGACAAGCGGUUUCGUGGCAGAUCUACUGGGUUGGGACUGUGGGACUUGUCUUCUCUGUUUCGAGCGUGUUGUCGAACGUGAUCAGCGUCGUUACGUGGCCGAUCGUGUCGGUGCUUGUUGUGAUCUUCUUUAACUACAUGGACGAUGAGUUGGAUGUUUUCAAAGGUGUCGCCUUGAUCACUGCCGUGUUAAGCGCCGCCGCUUAUUUCUUUAGGCUUCAUAAAGAGAAUCGUAAUAGUGCGUACUAAGUUUCUAUUUUUCCUUAAUUUUUUUUUGUUUUUUGGUCAAACUAUUUUUCCUUAAUUUUUGUGUCGUAUAUUAUAUUGUUUAACUAGGUGUUUUGCCAGCUCAUACGGACAUAAUCAUCUUACGAAUAAUUAUUUUAUGUCUUAUUAA